Messenger RNA from Puntigrus tetrazona (Sumatra barb), 1003 nucleotides. It is a transcript of the gene smim19, whose product is annotated as small integral membrane protein 19. The transcript is spliced from 3 exons. The record is from RefSeq and is a predicted model, not a curated record. NCBI's taxonomy places the organism in Eukaryota, Metazoa, Chordata, Actinopteri, Cypriniformes, Cyprinidae. Bases 116 to 436 code for a protein of 106 amino acids.
UCCGGAACUGAAUAUACAUUUUUUAGUCGCUUUUUUCUGAUACAGUCUUAUCCAUUUUAUGUUAGAGUUUCUUGGGUUUGUUUUCGCAUUGUGAUAAACACAUAAUAAUUUCACUAUGGGCGGGUACGGGGUGAUGGCCGAUGAGGAGUCUUUGGAUUAUUCAGUACAUGAAGCCUGGAACGAGGCCACUAAUGUUUACCUGCUGGUUAUUUUGGUCAGCUUCGCCCUGCUUAUGUACGCCAGAAAAAAUAAGAGGAAGAUCAUGCGUAUAUUUACACUGCCACCGACAGCGGGCAGCUCUUCGGAGCCCAACUUUUACGACAGUCUGCAGAAGGUCCGGCUGAGACAACAGCUGGAAAUGUAUUCACUCGCUCGUAAAUACGACCAGCAGCACCAGCAGUGUCAGUCAGACAGUGUGCAGCUGUCGAUGGAGUGAUCCGACCAGAGGGGGCGCUCUUCACCCACCAAUAUACCGCAGACGGGAAUAAAGGCUGUGCAGGCCGAAUCUGAUUUACAGCUCACACAGACUUGUGAUCCAGGGGACUGGAUUGCCGAAGAAUAAACUGUUGAAUGUUAUUUUGUUUUUUUAUUUGAGGAGCCUUUUUCUUUUCAUCCUCCGUACCUCUCAAUCAACUGAAGGGUGUUUGUUUUAUGACCUGAUAUUUUGAUCUGAUGAAACGGACCGCUCUCUGGUGUGGGAAGUGAAAUUUGUUGUGUAAUAUCUCAGCGUUUGGACAAGCGCGUUGCUUUGUACGCGUCGUCCGCGCGUGUUAAACAUUUUACCUCUCCUCAAAAAAUGUUACAUAAUGCUAUUUAAGGUUUUUUUUCCAAAAGCAAAGAUGCGGGAAGACACUGUACGCUGAUUGUGUUGUGCUUUCUAGGUACCUUUUCUCCAAUGUGUGUCGUAUUGCCCUCCGGUGCUGGAUUGUUUUAGUGCAUGUCAGUUGUUUUAGGCUGACGUAUGAACCUGCUUAAAAUAAAGAUUUUCAUAUAAAAAAAAAAA